Molecule: messenger RNA, 1460 nt
Organism: Dothidotthia symphoricarpi CBS 119687
Lineage: Eukaryota; Fungi; Ascomycota; Dothideomycetes; Pleosporales; Dothidotthiaceae
Product: tannase and feruloyl esterase
Exons: 1
Coding region: 88-1344 (418 amino acids)
Source: RefSeq, a predicted model, not a curated record
CCUAUUGGUAUGCCUUAAAUCCUCCGACAUAUAAGGGGAUAACGCCCCGUCAGGUACCGGCUUUGCAUUAUCGACUAAACAGUCAUCAUGCUUUCUCAGCUACUGGCUAACUGCACGGCUUCAUUGAUCCCUUUUCCAACCGUCGUCGGGGCCGAAUUCCUGUCCGUUCAAGCAUCACCGGUCUCCAACUAUUCCCUGAACCUCCCGGCGUCAUACGAGUACCUUAUAGGCGACGUCGACACCACGAACCUAUCAUUCUGCAAUGUAACAUUGACCCAUACGCAUCCAGGCCAUAAUGACACAGUCAUCACCCAAGCAUGGCUCCCUGUACAGCCGGCAUGGAACAACCGAUUCCAAGCAGUUGGUGGAGGACAAUGGAGCGCCGGGCUAGACUCGAACGCAUAUCUCGCCAUGACUGUGGCAGUAGCUGGCGGCUUUGCGACAGUGACGACAAACGGUGGUGUACCUUCUAGCGACCCAGACGACUGGGCAUUACUGAGUCCAGGCAAUGUCAAUGUUCACGCUCUCGAAGACUUCGCCUCAGUAGCAUUGAAGGACUCCACACUGGCGGCUAAAAGCGUUAUUCAAAGCUUCUACGGCCAGUCUGCGCGAUAUUCGUACUGGCGUGGCUGCUCGCAAGGUGGUCGUCAGGGCCUCAUGUUUGCUCAGAAAUAUCCCGAUGUAUUCGAUGGCAUUCUCGCCGCAGCUCCAGCAAUCUACUCGCAGUUCCUGGUCGCGGCGCAGUUUCCGCAGCAAGUCAUGAACGAGAUGGGACAGUAUCCUCAUCCCAGCGAAAUCGACGCUCUUACGACGGCAGCCAUAGCGGCUUGUGAUGGCCUCGAUGGUGUCGUCGACGGCAUCAUAUCAAACCCGGACGCAUGCCAUUUCGACCCGUACACGCUGGUAGGCACACCUCUAAACGGCAGCUCCUGUUCCAAUUCCAUGACCAUCUCCAAAGCCGCUGCCCGGGUCGCCGACGCAGCAUGGAACAACGCGCGCAGCGCCAACGGCUCCUUCCUCUGGUACACACCUGGCUACUCCGCAAACCUCACCGCCUCGGGAAGCAUCGCGGAAACAACGUGCUCGAACUGCACCUCUUGCCAGGGCGAAACCAUCGAAAUGGUCACCGACGAAAUCCGCCUCUUCGUCGAGAAAAACCCAAACUUCAACGUCUCAGCAAUGUCACGCCGCGACUUCGAGCGCGCACUGCACACCGCAGCGCAUGAGUAUGAUUCCAUCAUCGGCACGAGCUCGCCUGAUCUCGCUGGUUUCCGCAAAGCUGGCGGCAAGAUGAUAACGUAUCAUGGUCUGGUAUGUCCCCCUCUCCCUACUCUUCACGCAUAACAUGACAUGACACGUGAGCUUACCACCCCCCAGGCCGACGAAUUCAUCCCCUUCCGCAACACGCGCCACUACUACGACGCAGUCACGGCAUUCGACCCCGACACGCCCGUGCAGAA